Molecule: messenger RNA, 1012 nt
Organism: Vitrella brassicaformis
Lineage: Eukaryota; Vitrellaceae
Source: the annotation of a GenBank genome assembly
AUGCGAUCUCAGCACCUUCUCAACCGCUGGAUUGGUGUUCGUGGAGCUGUAUCUUGGCAAGUCAGGUACGAGAGCAAAAGACGUCGGUCACUUGAAAGGCCUUGCAUCACCAUUUCCUUGUGCUUGCCAUUGCAGAUCUCCCAUUGUCCUGCUGUGCGUCGGCGCGAUGACGACUCCGGUGCGGCUGAAUGUGGGCGGGACUGAGUUCCAGGUGGCGAAAUCGACACUCGCACGGCACCCACAGACGCUGCUGGGGCAGUUCGUGACCAACGAGUCGACUGCCGAGUAUCAGCUCAUCCAGCAGGGCCAGCCGGUCUUCAUCGACGCCGACCCUUCGCUCUUCCCCUAUGUGCUGCGGUUCUACCGCCACGGCACGCCCAUCCUUGUGGACAAGUCAGUGGACGCCCGGCAGCUGCAGCAGGAGCUGGGAUUCUUCGGCAUCUCGCUGGCCAUGCUACACCUGCAGCUGCCCCCCGAGCCGGAGAAGCCUCCUGAGCCGGUCAAGAAGCCUCACAAGCUGGACGUCUAUCAGCGGCUGGCCAAGGUGCUGAAAGCAUGCAGAGUCCCUUGCCUUGUGUGCGAAUGGGGUGUGCAAAUGGGGUGUGUGUGUGUGGUGGCAUUGUGAAGGUAUUCGCGCAGAUGCUGCUGCGGCGCGAUUUCGACGAGAUAUUCCCUGACCACCCUCCCUAUGAAGAGACGUGCUACAGUACUGUGCUUGGUGAGGCCAUUGCCGAGGUGGACGAUGCCAAGGAGUAUCGGCAGCAGCUAGAUGAUGACGUCCGCUACCCCGAGCGUCAGCUGCUUUUGGUCAUGGUUGAGGAGGAGCUCAGGAAGAUGAUCCCGACGCGACACGUGGAGCUCAAGGCAUGGUGGCAGGACAUGCCCGGUGAAGUCGAGCUCAGGGUAAAAGUAGAGAGGCCCUGACUGACCGAGAUGACCUGCCUCUUUUUUCUGUACCGCCACUCGCUGAAUCUGAUGUCUGUGAAGGGCAGUCAGUGGUGCGUUUCACCUG